CUGUCUAACCAGCUUUCACUUCCUUAAAUUCUAUCAGAUGUGACUGUGGCACCACAACAGCUCGUUGAACUUUGAAAACACAGCUUCAAAAUGGGGAGAAUUGCCAAGGAGGUGUCAGGCCAGACACUGUGCUUCAUUGGGCUGAUCGGCCUGUGUCUGACGUGUGGCUUACCCAUGUGGCGUACAACCUACUUCAUCGGCGCCAACAUCGUGACAGGCCAGAUUGUCUGGGAUGGGCUUUGGAUGAACUGUGUGAUGCAGAGUACGGGCCAGAUGCAGUGCAAGAUCCAGUCGUCCAUCAUGACCAUGACACAGGACCUACAGGCCGCACAAGCCCUCAUCGUCAUCGCCAUCUUGAUUGCUUUUGCUGGCGUACUUAUGGUAUUCAUUGGGGGAAGAUGCACCAGCUGUUUGAAGAACGAGUCCUCAAUGGCCAAACUGGUCAUUUUUGGAGGUAUCCUGUGUAUUAUAGCUGCUGUUGUAUGCCUCAUUCCGGUCUGCUGGUCUGCGACAUUCACAAUCUACGAUUACGAAAACGUUCUCGUACCCACGUCACAGAAAAGAGAGAUAGGUUCUUGCAUAUACAUCGGCUGGGGCACUACAUUCGUUCUUCUGCUCGGAGGGAUCAUUUUGUGCACCUCUUGCCCACCAAAUUAUACGAAUCAGAACAUGUAUCCCUACCAAGGACCUUACAUUAGACCGGCCGGAAAUUACAUGCCUCCCAAAGGAUAUCCACCCAGCGUUACAUAUUCUGGAACCUAUGUUCCGGGUAAACCAUACAUGGCUCCAGGAACUUACGCCGCUGUUCCAAGGCAAUACAUGUAAGCAAACAAAUGGAUGUGAACUACCUACUUUAAAUCCUCAAGUCACUGCUCUUUGAUUUGUCUUGAAUCUGUAUGUUUGAACUUAAUUACAUGUGAGACAAUUGUCAGUGUUUAAACUGAAAAAAUGCUUUGUUGUCUUAUUAUAUUCAUUUCUAACCUUUGACUAAGAAUCUUGUAUAAUACAGUGCAGAAGCUUUUAUUAAUGUUUUUAUGCUUAAGUUGCAAAUGCCUUGAAAGUGUUGCCUGAAGCCUGAAUAAAUGGUCACAUUUUUUUGAAUAUUGCCUAAAAAUGUUAAUGUCAGGGCGCUUUAAAAAAAAUAUUGUUUUAGCCAAAAAGCAGAGACUUUGCUCUUUACAGCAAUGUAUAAAACUCAGAAUGUGGUGUGACUCCAGAAUAAUGAAGCUGGUCACAAAUGGUUGGUUUGUAAAUACUGUUUUGCACUUUUUGUGUUUUUAUUGUCAUGUCACACUUCUCAGUGUCGAUAACCAAAAUAAAGCCUUUUAGAAUUCCUUGUAAAUGAACACAUUUCUCUUAUAACACUGCAUGUGCAUUUUUUGUAAUGAGUUGAGUUUAAAAACACUGAUUAAACAA
This is a messenger RNA of Hemibagrus wyckioides, 1416 nucleotides long. It is a transcript of the gene cldnf, whose product is annotated as claudin f. The transcript has a single exon. The coding region runs from base 91 to 825 and encodes 244 amino acids. Lineage: Eukaryota; Metazoa; Chordata; Actinopteri; Siluriformes; Bagridae. Gene Ontology annotation, biological process: cell adhesion; bicellular tight junction assembly. Gene Ontology annotation, molecular function: structural molecule activity. Gene Ontology annotation, cellular component: bicellular tight junction; plasma membrane. The record is from RefSeq and is a predicted model, not a curated record.